CCACGGCGCGAUGCCGAGGCAUCGCAGAGGCUGCGAAACCGUGCGCUGGUCGUAGUAAUAGGUCUGGCCUUCGUGGACGGCGUCGCCGACGACGCGGAUGAUGCCCAGAUUGAGGCCGGACGUGAUGAUCCAAGCGUUGGCUGUGCGCGCAGCACGGAUCAGACCCUGUGCGUGGGGUGGGAGAAAAGACAGGUUGUUCAGGCAACACCGAGCAGACACUCGUCGGUCGCGGUUUCUCGUCUCGUGAUUCUUCCAGCCCAACACACUUCGAGACGGUCAGUCGAGCUUAACUGA
Protopolystoma xenopodis is the source of this 294-nucleotide messenger RNA. Lineage: Eukaryota; Metazoa; Platyhelminthes; Monogenea; Polystomatidea; Polystomatidae. The record is from the annotation of a GenBank genome assembly.